Microthlaspi erraticum is the source of this 465-nucleotide messenger RNA. The record is from the annotation of a GenBank genome assembly. Lineage: Eukaryota; Viridiplantae; Streptophyta; Magnoliopsida; Brassicales; Brassicaceae.
AUGUUGGUUGUUUCAUUUUGGUAUCAGAGCCUAGACGGUUUUAGGACUGUUAGAAUUGCUAGGCUUAGUAUCAUCCCCUUCAGCUACAAGAGAUUCCGCGCUAGAGGUGUGGCGCGAGAGGGCGCGGUGCUCGAGGCCGUGGUGGCAGAGCUAGAGGCCGGGGCCGAGAUUGUGGACUUCGGCGGAUUCGGGAGAGAGUGUGUUAUUGGCUCGUUUUCCGCCAGUGGUUCCACAGGGGGCUCCGGGAGUACCUCCAGUGGCAGGUGCAGCAGAGGGCUGCAGCAGGAGGGCUGCGGGUUUUGUUCAGCGCAGGCUGUGGGUUUGAUGGUGCCGUCCUAUUUGGAUAUGAUGGGGCACAUGCAGAGGAUUGGUACGCCGUACUUUAGGGCGGAGUUAGCCCAGAGGCGGCAGAUUAGUGGCGUAGAGAUUGGAGCGGAAUUUCCAGUCUAUCAGAUGUUUGUUUAG